Colletotrichum karsti is the source of this 1881-nucleotide messenger RNA. RefSeq names its product cytochrome P450 4A10. NCBI's taxonomy places the organism in Eukaryota, Fungi, Ascomycota, Sordariomycetes, Glomerellales, Glomerellaceae. The record is from RefSeq and is a predicted model, not a curated record. The transcript has 7 exons. Gene Ontology annotation, molecular function: monooxygenase activity; heme binding; oxidoreductase activity, acting on paired donors, with incorporation or reduction of molecular oxygen. The coding region runs from base 1 to 1881 and encodes 626 amino acids.
AUGGACCUCCUCAGGCCCACUGGUUCGCAUAUCGCCAAACGAAGUAAUAACCCGUGGGUCAAGCCGGCGUACCAUUACGAAGCUUUCAGAAGCUCUCCAGCAUACAGCAUCUUCACCGAGCUGGACCCUGGCACGCACACUGCCCAUUCUCGCCUCCUUACACCCGCCUUUUCACAGACAAGAGUCACCGCGCCGGACGCGCAGCAACUUGUGUGGGACAGAUGCAACGCCAUGGUGCAAGGCAUGCGCAAGUACCUGGCAGCGGACCAGAGGCGCGAGGAUGCAUACUCCGAGUCUACCACCGUUACCGUAGGUCUCAACACGGCGUUCCGCAGCUUCGCUUUGGAUGUCGUUACGACUUGGACAUUCGGGCACUGCGCCGACAGCCUAUCCAGCUUCCACUCGGAGCUAUUCGAGAUAUUUGAUUCGGCAGCCGAGAGCGUGACAUACUACACCAGGAAGUCCUUGGAGGAAAACAGAGCGGCCCUGAACGGCGCUGGCGAAGUUGUCCCUUGUGUAUUCUCUGAGCUCAUCUCCUCCCGGUGGCAAGAGAAACGCAGUUACACCCCGUCGGACGGGCAAAUAAUUUCAGACGGGAUUGUGAUUCUAGCAGCUGGAGCCGAUACGACAGCAGCCGCUCUAUCCAUCGGCAUCCACUGGUUGGCACGAAAUCCAGACCUGUGGCAGCAGUUGCAAGACGAACUACGGCCGGUCAUGGAGACCGAGGAAGCGUCCCCUCGCAUCGAAGCGCUUGCUCAGCUACCUCUCCUCAACGCAGUUCUCAAAGAAGGCCUGCGGGUAUCCUGCCCCAUUCGUGGCCACAUGCCCCGAGUUGUCCCUGCAAAGGGUUGGAACUAUAACGGAACACACUUUCCCGCCGGGACGGUUGUCGCCACUUCAGCCUUUUACGGAUGUUAUAACGCAACGGUCUUCCCCAACCCUGAGCGUUAUGAUCCCACGCGAUGGUUACCGCCGAAACACACAGCCAAGAUGGAGGCCCAUCUUCAACCCUUCUCGAGAGGCACCCGGCAGUGCAUAGGGCAGAACUUGACUUUAGCCAUGCAGCGAGUAGCCAUCGCGAGUGUGGUGUAUAACUUCCAACCGGUUGCCGUCGACAGUACGGAAAUCAAGACAAGAGAACGCAUUCUCUGCCUCCACGGCGACGGGACAAACGCGAUGGUGUUCGCGGCUCAAACGCGGCAUCUGAGACGUGCCUUGGAGUCCCAUGGCAUAGAACUUAUCUACGCAACCGGGCCGUUCGAAUGCGAUCCGGGGUACGGCGUGUCACCUUUCUUCGACGACUGCGGGCCCUUCUACCGUUGGUGCCCUAACGAUCCGCGGGACGUCCAAGGCCGGGACUUUACGACUGAGGAGGACGACCUUGCCGAAUCGGCAGCCAUGGCGGCGGGCAUUAUCGACAUGUUUGAAGAUCUGCGCUACGAAUUCGGUCACGAUGACGCCGACGGCGAGAACGGCCGCGACGGCUUCGUCGGUAUCCUCGGUUUUUCUUCCGCCGCGGCCGUCGUGGCGGGUAUUCUCGCUGUGCAAGACAACAGCGUCGAGGACCUCUGUCCUGCGUGGUAUCGCUUCCGAUUCGGGGUUUUGAUCAACGGGACUGGGCCGCCUGCAAGGUUUCCGACAAUUGGCGGGGACGCCGGCAAGCAGCCGAUCGAGGUGCCGACCUUGUCUGUCGUGGGAAAACAGGAUCAGUGGCAGAGUCAAAGCAGGCUUCUCAAUACCUCCUUUGAUAGGGAUUUGUUGACCUGUUUGGAAUUUGACAAUGGGCACAAGAUACCUUCCGAGGAUGGACAAGUUCAAAAGAUGGUGUCUGUCAUUCUAGACAUGGUACGUAAGACUGAUCAGUGUAUUCAAGUAUCAUAA